Molecule: messenger RNA, 2348 nt
Organism: Raphanus sativus (radish)
Lineage: Eukaryota; Viridiplantae; Streptophyta; Magnoliopsida; Brassicales; Brassicaceae
Product: pentatricopeptide repeat-containing protein At5g15340, mitochondrial
Exons: 1
Coding region: 363-2225 (620 amino acids)
Biological process (GO): RNA modification
Molecular function (GO): protein binding; zinc ion binding; RNA binding
Source: RefSeq, a predicted model, not a curated record
AUUUGAAAUUAAUAUGUUUCAAGUAUGAAACAAAAGAACAAUAUUUAGUUACGUGUAUGUUUACGUAAUGGUGUGUUUUUAAAUUUUGUAUGGAGGGGAUGGAUGUAAGUAGAUUUCAUAUGGACCCCCUAACUGAAUAUGAAAAUGAUGAUGCUGAUUGUGUGGGGACGAUAAAUAUAACGAAGAUUCUGGACGAUCUUUUUUGGGCUGCAAGCAUUCUAGCCCAAAAUAAGGCCCAUUAAGCCGCGUGACGUGAAGAUUUUCCCCGGGAAAAUUGAACACGAGACCAAAAGUUCGCAGUUAUUAAAAGUUAGGGAUUGAGAGGAUAUAAAGCACGAACAUUUGAUCAUUUUUAUUACCUUAUGAAAUGCUUAUCGAACCAAAGAGUUCGUCUCUUUCUCCGACACUGUUCGCAGCACCGCUCGUUGCUCCGUGUCGGAAAGGAGCUACACGCCGUUUUGACAACUUCUGGAUCGAAGAAAGCUCCGAGGUCUUACCUUAGCAACUCGCUCUUUCAGUUCUAUGCUGCCUCCGGAGAUAUGACCAAUGCCCAGAAGGUGUUCGACGAAAUUCCUCUGUCAGAAAAAGACAAUGUGGAUUGGACAACUUUGCUGUCCUCUCUUUCUCGGUACGGGUUUUUGGUUGAUUCGAUGAAGCUCUUCGUGGAGAUGAGAAGGAAAAGAGUUGAGAUUGAUGACGUGGCUGCGGUCUGCUUGUUUGGCGUGUGUGCCAAGUUAGAGGAUCUAUGGUUCGGCGAACAGGGACAUGGGUUUGCUGUAAAGAUGGGACUUUUGAAUAGUGUAAAGGUUUGUAAUGCUCUUAUGGAUAUGUAUGGGAAAUGUGGUUUUGUGGGUGAAGUUAGACGGUUAUUUGAGAUGUUAGAGGAGAAGAGCGUUGUCUCAUGGACGGUGGUUUUGGACACGGUUGUGAAAUGGGAGGGGUUGGAGAAUGGAAGAAAAGUUUUCGACGAAAUGCCUGAGAGAAAUGCUGUUGCUUGGACGGUUAUGGUUGCUGGAUAUGUGGGAGCUGGGUUUACAGGCGAAGCGUUGGAGCUUCUGGAGGAAAUGGUGUUUAAAUGUGGGCAUGGUUUGAAUUUCGUCACUCUUUGCUCGUUGCUAUCGGCAUGUGCGCAAUCAGGAAACCUGGUUAUUGUGAGAUGGGUUCAUGUGUAUGCGUUGAAGACAGGGGAGGAAGAGAUGUGUGAUCAUGUCAUGGUGGGAACGGCAUUGGUUGAUAUGUAUGCCAAAUGUGGAAACAUAGAUUCUUCCAUGAAAGUCUUCAGAUUGAUGCGUAGGAGGAAUGUGGUAACAUGGAACGCUUUGUUUAGUGGGUUAGCAAUGCACGGGAAAGGUAGGGUGGUGAUUGACAUGUUCCCAGAGAUGGUAAGAGAAGUGAAGCCAGAUGACUUAACCUUCAGUGCUGUCUUAAGUGCUUGCAGCCACUCCGGGUUGGUAGAAGAAGGUUGGCGGUGUUUCCACAGCCUCAGACUCUAUGGUUUGGAACCUAAGGUUGACCAUUAUGCAUGUAUGGUAGAUCUUUUGGGGCGAGCUGGUCGUAUUGAAGAAGCAGAGAUGUUGAUGAGGGAAAUGACAGUGCCUCCGAAUGAAGUUGUUCUCGGUUCACUUCUAGGCUCGUGUAGCGUCCAUGGAAAGCUGGAGAUAGCCGAACGGAUUGAAAGAGAGCUCGUUCAGAUGAGUCCAGGCAACAUGGAAUACCAAAUAGUUUUAUCCAACAUGUAUGCUGCAGAAGGAAGGAGCGACGUUGUAGAUAGGUUAAGAGGAAGUAUGAGAAACAGAGGAAUCAGGAAAACACCUGGUAUGAGUUCCAUUCACGUGAACGGCUCAGUUCAUCGGUUUAGUGCAGGAGAUAGAUCACAUCCGAGAACGAAAGAGAUUUACUUGAAGUUGAAUGAAGUGAUUGAACGGAUUAGAUCAGCUGGUUAUGUCCCUCAUGUCUCUGCCCUGGUUUCUCCCUCGGAGGUUGACUUGGAGGACAAAGAGCUGGCUUUGUGCUUUCACAGUGAGAAACUGGCGGUCUGUUUCGGGCUUCUUGUAACUAAACCGAGGACACCUCUUUAUGUCUUCAAGAAUCUGAGGAUAUGUCAGGAUUGUCAUUCAGCUAUGAAGAUUGUUUCAAAGAUCUAUGACCGAGAAAUCAUCAUCAGAGAUAGAAAUAGAUUUCAUCAGUUCAAAGGAGGUUCUUGUUCUUGUUCCGAUCACUGGUGAACAGAUAAACGGCUGUACAAUGUAUCGAUUCUCGAUUGUAAACAAAUUUGCAAAAUGAGAGACAUGGUUGAGACAAUGAAGGACAAAAUUAUUGAAGAUUUAUAAAGUGCUGUUGUUCUUCUA